Puccinia triticina is the source of this 621-nucleotide messenger RNA. RefSeq lists its product as uncharacterized. The coding region runs from base 1 to 621 and encodes 206 amino acids. Lineage: Eukaryota; Fungi; Basidiomycota; Pucciniomycetes; Pucciniales; Pucciniaceae. The record is from RefSeq and is a predicted model, not a curated record. The transcript is spliced from 5 exons.
AUGGCCGACCCGCUGCGCGGUGUUCAUGCCAUUGCUUCAAAUACCACCCCUCGUCUUCCUUUUCGAAUUCAUCCAUCCACUCAUUGCGCUCUCUUCAAGCCCCCAACUUCCAUCACCUCCACAAAACAGAAAUAUCAACCUCCGAGUCCGACAAUCAUGAUGUAUUUCGCAUACGGACUCAGCCUCUCCGCUCUUGCUGUGAUGGGCCAACUCGUCUUAGCUAGCCGAGAUUAUGAUCCCUCGGGCACAACCCAACAAUGCUCUAUCUAUACUCUGGCUAACACGACGGCAGCCACAUGUAACGACAAUCCAAAUGUGAUAUGUACCAAAGGAUGUCGUGGCUUCGUUACCGCUGAAGGAUGUCGACGAGACGAUGGAUCAGACCCAUACCAAACCAAACCUACCAAAAGUCAUGUCUGCAAUGUUGGGUUCUUUCAGAACACGGCUGGUGCCAAGUCAUGCCAAACCAAAAAAAGAACCUACCGUUGCACAGGCAAUUCGUACGGCUCUGCGACUUGUUCUGGUUGUAUUGAGACUAGAAUCUAUCACGCCCCCUCUCAAAAUUAUCCAGAUGACUGGGCUAGGGCUAGUCACGCCAACCUGCCGUCUAGAAACCCGUGA